AUGUUCAAGGUCGGGCUUCCCUGGAAGGCUGCCCCAACAAGCCGCGUUGUCCACAUUGCUCAAGUUAUUUUACAAUUCACAUUUGCUAUAACUGCCAUUGCUCUCAAUGCUUCAGACAUAGCCAAUGGCCCCACAAAUACAGGUGUUUCGGUCUACGCCAUCGCCAUCGCCUCUUUAUCUGCCCUGACAGCGUUGGUGUUCGCGAUCGACAUCGUCUUCCCAUUUCCCAGUCGGCUGUGGCUGCUGUGGGUUCUGUUCUGGCAAUGGGUCCUCACUUUUGCCUGGGUGGGGGUGAUUGCAUCGUUUGGCGGCAGGUAUUUUGAGAGCCAAUCCACGCAUAUUGAAGCCGCCGCUGCAUUUAACAUUAUCAAUAUGCUGCUAUGGCUUACGGGCUCUGUCUUCGGCACGAUUACAAUGUGCUUUAGAAGGAAGCUGGGUGGCAAAAACCCAGACGAGGCGGAGUCAUCCCAUGAUCUCUCUGAGCGCAAUUGCUGA
This is a messenger RNA of Fonsecaea nubica, 495 nucleotides long. RefSeq lists its product as hypothetical. The transcript has 2 exons. Bases 1 to 495 code for a protein of 164 amino acids. Lineage: Eukaryota; Fungi; Ascomycota; Eurotiomycetes; Chaetothyriales; Herpotrichiellaceae. The record is from RefSeq and is a predicted model, not a curated record.